AUGCCUGGUCAAGUGCCGUUGAGAGAUUGGGAGGACCAGGAGAAAAUGAACGUCGAGAUCAACGUUUAUGGCUGGCAAGGGCAGCACGCAUAUGCCCGUCUCCACCUUCCCAAGGACGCGAACUUCGAGAAUGCCCGGUUGGCUGGGAUGCUGAUGUGCUUUGACUUCAAGCACACGAAGCCUUGGUUGUGCGAAUUCUGCGGCGAGCCCUCGCGCGAAACACAGCUUCAAUCUGUGCCUUAUGUCUGGUUCCCCAUCUGCCGACUGCCCAUUUACAUGCACCAUGUAUGCGACAUGGACAAGCCGUCGUGUCAGGCGGCGCUCAAAGCAGCCCACGAUCGCAUCAACGAAGAGCAUUUCGGCCUGAUGGGACCCCAUCCACCACCGAUGUCAAAACCUCCUGGGGAAGUGUACCCGCUCGCCGCGAGCUGUGCCAACUGCAAGACUGACGCCAGUGCGCGGGGCGACAUGAAGAAGUGUGGGGGUUGCAAGAUGACGAGAUAUUGCGGUGCUUCCUGCCAGAAAGCGGAUUGGCCGCGCCACAAAGUUGCGUGCAAGCGCAUCAGACUGGUACAGUUUGAAGGAUUUUCGAGCGGCACCUAA
Molecule: messenger RNA, 603 nt
Organism: Epithele typhae
Lineage: Eukaryota; Fungi; Basidiomycota; Agaricomycetes; Polyporales; Epitheliaceae
Exons: 6
Coding region: 1-603 (200 amino acids)
Source: RefSeq, a predicted model, not a curated record